CUGGCUGCAAGGACAGGGGACUGACUGCUGCUAUCCUGCCACUGUCACUGAGGGAUCCCUGAGCUUUGCCUUUCAGAGCGGCGAGCAGGACCUGAGGCACAGGGAUGAGAGUAGAACAUCAGGAUUCCCCUUCCUCCCACAGCACUGUACUGCCAGCCUGAAACACAAAGAGCCAUAGGGCAAGCCCUCUAUCCCAUCUGUUCCCUGCUCAAACAGCAAUCAGGCAAAUAUGGGUCACUCACCUCUGGAGUUCAGCGACUGUUACCUGGAUAGCCCCAUCUUCCGAGAGAGCCUAAAAGGUUACGAGCAAGAGCUGGAGAGGACCAACAAGUUUAUCAAAGAUGUUAUAAAAGAUGGGAAUGCGUUGAUCAGUGCUAUAAAAGGUUACUCCAGUGCAGUACAGAAAUUCUCUCAAACCUUGCAAAGCUACCAGUUUGACUUUAUUGGGGACACCAUGACAGACGAUGAAAUAAAUAUUGCCGAGUCCUUUAAAGAGUUUGCUGACCUGCUGCAGGAAGUGGAGAAUGAGAGGAUGAUGAUGCUUCAAAAUGCUGAUGAUCUACUGAUCAAACCUCUGGAGAGUUUUCGCAAGGAUCAAAUUGGACUCACAAAGGAGCGAAAGAAGAAGUUCGACAAAGACGGUGAGAAGUAUUAUUCACUUCUGGAUCGACAUGUAAACUUAUCAUCUAAAAAGAAAGAGGUCCAACUUAAUGAGGCUGACCAGCAAGUGGACAGAGAGAAGCAGAAUUUCUAUGAAUCUUCCCUAGAAUAUGUUUACCAGAUUCAAGAAGUACAGGAAAGCAAGAAAUUCUGCAUUGUAGAACCAGUACUGACGUUCCUGCACUGUCUCUUCACUUCCAACAAUCUCACCUUUGAACUGACUCAGGAUUUUCUUCCCUACAAACAGCAGCUGCAACUCAGUCUUCAGAAUACUCGAAAUCAUUUCAGCAGCACCCGCGAGGAACUGGAGGAUCUGAAGAAACGAAUGACUGAGGCGCCCAUGAUGUGCAAGCUGAGGGGACAAAGCACCAUUGAGGGAUACUUGUACUCCCAGGAAAAACGGGCCCUUGGCAUUACAUGGGUGAAACAUUACUGCAAAUAUGAAAAGGAGGGGAAGGUUCUAAGCAUGAUGCCUUUGGAGCAAAAACCAGGCUCCAGGCAGGGGAACCAGGAGCUGACCCUCAAGUCUUGCAUCAGACGGAAGAGCGAUUCUAUUGACAAGAGGUUUUGCUUUGAUGUAGAGACCAAUGAGAGGCCAGGAACGCUCACCUUGCAGGCUUUAUCAGAGACCAAUCGACGCCUGUGGAUUGAAGCGAUGGAUGGGAAGGAGCCUAUCUAUCAUAGCCCUAUAACAAAGAGAGAUGAAAUGGAACUAAAUGAGGUGGGAUUCCGGUUUGUCCGAAAGUGCAUCAACGCAGUAGAGGCUACAGGGAUUACAUCAGAAGGAGUGUACAGAACCGUGGGGAGCAACAUCCAAGUACAGAAGCUUCUCAAUGCAUUUUUUGACCCCAAAUGCCCAGGGAAUGUGGACCUGCAGAACAGUGAAUGGGACAUAAAAACAAUCACCAGUUCUCUGAAGUUCUACCUCAGGAAUCUAUCAGAACCAGUCAUGACCUACAAACUGCACCGAGACCUUGUGCUGGCUUCAAAGUCUGAGAAUCUGGAUUAUCGCUUAGGAGCCAUUCACUGCCUGGUGUAUAGACUGCCAGAAAACCACAGGGAAAUGCUGGAGCUCAUCAUACGUCACCUGUCCAGGGUGUGUGAAUUUAGCAGAGAGAACCUCAUGUCCCCAUCUAACAUGGGUGUGAUAUUUGGCCCAACCUUGAUGAGGGCUCAGGAGGACACAGUGGCUGCCAUGAUGAACAUCAAGUUUCAGAAUAUAGUGGUAGAACUUCUCAUUGAAAACUGCAAGAAGAUAUUCUCCGGACCUCUUGAUGAUAACUGCGGCCCCCCUGUACCACCUCCCAGAAUAACUCCCCGAACCCACAUACCUAUAACCAUCUCUAAGCGGCAGGCUAGAGGAAGGAGUGGACUGCAGCUUGGUCAGAGCGAAGAAGAAGAUGAGCUUCCAGGACAUGCAUUGAACGGUUCCGUCACAAACAACCAUGAGUACCCGCUUCCCUUGCAGAGGAAAAAACUCCUUCCCAAUCUUCAAAGGGUGGAUACACCAAGUCAGUCAGAUUCUAGUUCUGAUGUGGAUGUGGCCAAGAUGGUUUCCAGGAUUCAAGAUGGAAGUGGAAAGGCUAACACUAAGCAAUUAAAUGGAGAUCUGCCUGUAUACUCAACAGCGACUAAACCUUCUGCUCUUCAUCCUAAAAGAGGUCCAACCCGUCCAGCAGUUCCCAGAGAAGCUGAAGGAGAUAAUGUUAAUAAAGUGCGAAGCCCAGGAGAAAGGCCAGUGAUUUCCCGCCCACCAACCAGACCUCCAGAUCCUCCAUGUAGGGUAGCGCUACAAAAACAGGAGCCAAGGACGGACAACUCAUCGCUAGUGAAGGAGGACACCCCUUCAUCUGUGGUGGCCUCCCGCACAAAAUUCUUUGAGAAUGCCUCGAGACCCAGAGUAAGCCCACCAUCCCCUCCCAGCCGUAUCCUCACAGAAGAAAGCUGAAGACCAAGGAGUGGAUGUACAUUGUCCCUGGCUGGUCCAAGGAAGGAUGGCAACCUGUUCAACAUUGACCCCUGCUGGCUCCAGUGGAUGUAAAUAAAAUAUAUAUUGUCCACCAAUAUGUCCUUUAGGAAGUUAUUCUCCUGAAUGCCUAAAGGUGUUACAAGGAAACAAAUACAUUCUAAAAGCUCGAGUGUUGCAGCGGAAAUCAUUAAGACUACAGCAUGUUCUUUUCAGUGGGUUACUGCCCUGUGCACUAGCGGAACCCAAGUUGGCCUUCAUGGUUGGACAGGUUUGGAAUACAAGGGAAGAGUAAAACGGAAGAAAGCAAUUAUUCAUGUCCUGUGCUCUAGUACACAAGAAGAAACGUUUUAUACUUGAACAUUCCAGCCAUGCUUUCAUAUUAUUAGUGCAUAUGCUAAAAGCUACUCCAUACAACAGCAUCAAGUAGGCAACAGCCCUCAUCAUUUGUUGCUUGGUCUUCUGAAAGAACUGUCUAUGGAAAUCAGACCAAAUAGGACAAAUGAAAGGACUAUGUCUUCAAUUUUGUUGUCCUGAGAACUUCUAGAACUUUUUUCUGUGGAGCCAAUACAGGCUCUAUGUUUCAAUGAAGGAGAAACAAACAUUUGUAAAUAACUGAGGCAAGUAUUUUUCUGAGACUUUAGUUGUUGUCUGGCAGACAGAAACAAGCCUAAAGUUCUUUCCGUUUACCUAUUCUUGCAGUUAAAUCAGAGGUUCCCUUUUCCUGCAUUGGUCUCUUGGUUUUAUUCAGCAGCCAAUCAGAAUAUUUUUAUUUUUUUCUGAUUGAGUACAGAUUUCAAUCACCAAGAAUACUGCUAUUUUGACUUGUAUUGUGCCUUAGUAAUAUUGUAGAUUGUGUGCACACUUGGGACAUUUUACAUUUGGGACCAAAAUAUUACUAUUAGUAGUACAUGCCUCAACCUCUUGUUUUUGAUAGGGCCACCCUAAGCUUUUCAGUGCAUAUUCAAUUUGUGAUAUUUUAUAACAUCACGUUUACAGUCAUUUGUGAGUGUUACAUGUACAUAAUACUUAGAAGCAAGAUGGUUUUCCUGCACAACCCACUGUGCCCUGAAAGCUAGCCAUGCAAUUGGCUGAAGUCCUUCCUCAGGAAUGCAGACAGGCCAUUGGUCUUAACUAGGAAUGGUAGAUUUUUUUUCUUCUUUAGCACACCUUUUCAUAACAAGUUCACAGUUUACUUACUUAAUGCUUAUUAGCAAUUUUUAAAGUUUUUUAAAAAUGCUUCCAAAAACAGAAUUCCUAACCGCUUACAGGAGAAUCCCCCAGAGUGAUUCCCGCAGCUUAUAAAGACAUCCCUUACUUUCCCGACAUAUGUAAAAGCACCACACACGAUUACAGUCUCCCUCUGUCCUUGGGAAUCACUGAAAGGAGUUUAUAUAAACUGUGAAAAAAAAAUCACUUUCCCUUUAGCCAUCUGUAAAUAUAUCAAGGCUGGCAGUAAGUCUGCCGUGAGGUUACAAUUCUUUAGCAAAAAUAAUAUUAAGGCAAAGGACAGACAUACUGUAGAUAGUACCAAAUACCCCGUUUCAUAUCUAAUGUCUGUCUGACAUUUCAUCAUUUACAUUGGUAUAUAAAGCAUCUCACUUAUGAGAUUAUUUAGAAAACAAAAGGUUUGUGGACCAAAAAAGCAAAAAUAUACUUUAGUUAUAAGUGGGGUUUAUCUUAGAAGACAAAGCAGGAUGAACAUGGCUAGUACAUAAUAUUUGCUCCUUACCUAUUUGUAUUGGUACAAAGAUGCUCUGAUACUCUACAGCUUAAUAAAGAAAUAUAAAUGAAGGCUAAAUUAUGAUUGCAAAGAGAAGGACUUUCAGAAUCCAGCACAAUAAUGCUGCUUUUUUUUUUUAAUGUGGAUAGAGCCAGAAUGAAUUUUCCAGUGCUCUUUGUCUGCCCUGAUCGGCAGCCAUUUUAUUCUUGUUGCUUUUCAGUGCACUUUUCUUGCAUUGUAACAGUUCUGUGAAUAGUUGUGUAAAAUUUCCUUUGUACAUUUUUUUAGUGUUUUGUCGUUUUUAUGAAGGGUCGGGGUUUUCAGAUGGUUUUAAUGGAGCACGUGAAGGAUAAACUAAAUAAACCGACUGUUCCCUGGAA
Molecule: messenger RNA, 4729 nt
Organism: Xenopus tropicalis (tropical clawed frog)
Lineage: Eukaryota; Metazoa; Chordata; Amphibia; Anura; Pipidae
Gene: ophn1
Product: oligophrenin 1
Biological process (GO): regulation of endocytosis; signal transduction
Cellular component (GO): dendritic spine; synapse; dendrite
Molecular function (GO): GTPase activator activity
Source: RefSeq, marked validated